Messenger RNA from Mizuhopecten yessoensis (Yesso scallop), 572 nucleotides. RefSeq lists its product as uncharacterized. The record is from RefSeq and is a predicted model, not a curated record. The transcript is spliced from 4 exons. Bases 1 to 504 code for a protein of 167 amino acids. Lineage: Eukaryota; Metazoa; Mollusca; Bivalvia; Pectinida; Pectinidae.
AUGACACGAUCGUACGAGGCAUAUAAGGCUUUAAAUAACCAUUAUCUGGCGUUCAUAUUUAUCCGUGCUAUCAGCCCACAGUCAAAAGAUCUUCUAAGGGGUGGAGAAAUUUGCAAAACUGAAUUGGAACAGCUUGUCGGAUACUUCAAAAAUGGCGGAAACACCUUGUGUCUUGUCAUGUUUCCCGAAUUGCAAGCAGUGAACAAGGCAACAUGUUGCCAAAGCGAAUGCUGUGGUAGGAAUACCAGGUGUCAGGAGAACUCCCACGUAAACCACAACUAUCUGGUGUAUUGUGACGCUUUCUACUCGGACCCAAAUGGUGCCCCUAUUGGUGAUCAAAGCGUACCGCCAAUGAUUGACGAGGACGGAUUGACGAUACCAGGCUACGAUGGAAGUGGAGAUAUUCCCCCUCCUGUCAAUCAGCCAACCCUCUUCAAUGGUUACUUUGCCAUUCAUCAUGACACUUUCCCGUCCGUGUGUACCUGUAAAACAUCUCACUGUUAGUAAUCAAUAUGUUGUGUAACAUGUUACCGAUAAUUAAUUUCUAAAUACAUAAUUAUAUUCCGCAGUGC